UAUAGUAUAACUAGGUUACCAUUUGAUUAUAUUUAUGUCAUCAUUUUGGGUUUUUUUAAUGUUUUAUUUGAUUUACGCAUGCGCAGUAGUAAACUUUGGUGCCCACUAGAUACUGAAAUUAAUGUAAAAAAUGCUUCAAAUAAUGUCUAAUAUAUAGCAGAGAAAUUAUGCAUUCACAAAAGAUUCAUAUUAAUACGAAUCUAAAUGAACGUUAAAAUAUCGUUGAUAUAGACUCAGCUAGCGUUUAAUAUAAUCAUUUUUCUUCUCAUUUAUAUUCAAUAUAAUAUUUAUCAUGCCGAGUUAAUUGUUUACCAUGUUGGACUUAAUUGGUAGGGAAGAACGAUCAAAUUGUUGCAUCUACAGAGCGCCGAGGCGUCUGCGCCACGAAAAUGAAAAGGCUUUUACACGUCAAGUAGUCUCCAUUGGCCCUAUUCACCAUGGGCAACCGCACUUGGAAUUCAUGGAAGAAGAAAAACGAAGAUACCUGCAACAUUUUCGUGAGCGAACUCGUUUGAAUGUCGAAGAGCUUUAUUAUUUGAUAAGGGGAAAGGAAGACACCUUAUGUAGCUGUUAUGAUGAAACAAUCAAAUUUGAUAGCGAUGCAUUUGUGAAAAUAAUUCUGGUGGACGCGGUCUUUAACGUUGAAUUCUUACUGAAACAUUGUUUCGGGGAUUUGCCCCAGAAAGAAGACCGUAUAUUUGGAAAACCACAUUUGAUUUACGAUGUAUUGUUCGACAUGUGGUUGCUUGAGAAUCAAAUUCCAUUUUUCAUCCUUGAGGAAAUUUUUAACCUAGAAAAAGUGAGUGCCGCUAUCCCAGCCAUACCUCAGAGGCCGAAGCCACGGUUCAUCGAGCUUACGUACGAAAAUUUCAAGUUUUUAAAUGAAGUAAAUGAAAAAUUAGGAAAAUUUAUGGAUUCUACAAAUAAGGUAGAGGUUAAACAUUUCCUUGAUUUCGUAAGAACUUCCAUUAUACCAUCCGAAGUGGAACAGAAAGAAAAGAAAGAAAAAGAGAAAAAGGUUAAUCAAGAAUCUAAAGAGAAGAAAAGAAAAGCUGCGAUUGCACCGAGUGCGAUCCAACUCCUUAAUGCUGGAGCCAACUUCAAACCGAGCGAAAGCAACGAGUCAUUUCACAUAAAUUUCAAGAAGGGGACUUUGGAAAUUCCACCGCUGCUACUACAGGAUCCUACUGAAUCGUUGUUUCGAAAUUUGAUUGCUUUCGAGCAAUGUCAUUGCUCCGAUAGUUACAUAAACGAUUAUGUUACUAUCAUUCAUGAUCUUGCCAACACUCCCAAGGAUAUUGAGUUGCUUGUUGAGAAAAAAAUUAUCAAAAAUUUGUUGCCGGAUAAAGAAGGAGCAUCAACUCUUUUGAAUAAGCUAAUAACUGGUGUAAGUACGGAUCCAUGUAACUUUUAUUUCUCCACUCUUUGUGAAGAAAUGGAAAAUUACCGUGCAAAAAGCUACAACCAAUGGAGGGCAAUAUUGGUACAGAAUUAUUUUAGCACUCCAUGGGCUACCCUUUCCGUAGUUGCUGCUGUUUUUGUGAUUCUACUUACAGUCAUUCAAGCAGUGUUUUCGGUUCUCCCAGUGACGAAUCAACAAAAUGCCUGCUCUUAGAUUCAUUAUUUUCCCUCUGUUUUUCUCAUACUCGUACUUUUUUUUUUUUUGUUAUUUUAACAUGGCUUUGUUUGUUUUUAAUGUUACCUCUUGAGUUGUUUUAAAGCGUUUUGGUUUGUGUUUUUGGGUGGUUUUUCCUUGUAUUGCCCGAUGUUCAAGUAAUUAAUAAUUACAGCAAUUUCAUUUACAUUUA
Molecule: messenger RNA, 1808 nt
Organism: Mangifera indica (mango)
Lineage: Eukaryota; Viridiplantae; Streptophyta; Magnoliopsida; Sapindales; Anacardiaceae
Product: UPF0481 protein At3g47200-like
Exons: 1
Coding region: 314-1615 (433 amino acids)
Source: RefSeq, a predicted model, not a curated record